ACAAACGAAAGUAUAGUUGUUUAAAUUCCGAAAAUGAGAACACUCUCCCUCGUAGACUGUUUAGAACUCAAGUUCACCGGCUCCAUAUUGAAGGAGGCGUUAUGUUUUGGCGACGUUGAUAAUGACGGAGUGUCUGAAUUCGUCGUGGGAAACUCGGACGGGGAACUUUUUAUCUUCAAGUUUGAUAAGUGUAUUUGUCGUGCGUUCGAUCUCGGCUGCAUUGCUGCCGUCGCGGUCGGCGACUUGCUCAAUAUUGGAAGAAACUUUACCGUCGUAAUUACAACGGAGGGAUAUUGUCACGUGUUUGAUGUGGAGGAUGAGUUAAAGAGUCCUCCGGAGGUUGUGGUCACAGGGUCGGCGUUGGGGGAUUCUACAGCCAAGAAUGGCGUGGGUGGGGAUGGACUUCGAGUUAUUCAACAGUUUCACUCUCAGCGGAUCGUGGCGAAUACGAAGGCGAUAUUUUUAGCGGAUGUGGAUGACGAUGGGAUGAUUGAGCUCGUCUGUGGAUUGACUGAUAGGGUGUUGAGGACGUAUAAGUGGAAUCCAAACCCGAUACUCAUCGCUCCGACUGAGUUGGUUGAAGGUCAGCAGGAAAACCCGACCUUUCCACAUCCUGCAUACGAAGGGAGGGUUCAGGCGAUCAAUAAAUGGGAGUUGACGAACCAAAUAGGCUCCAUCGCCCCCCACGCUCAAGGCAACCUGGUCUCCAUUAUCAUCGGGACGGGAGGUGGGACAGUGACGAGAAUCACGGAAGUCAGGGACCCCUCUAGAAUUAGAGAGGACAUGACUUCUUCCAGCUCCACGAAUCCUCCCACAGAGAUUUUCGGCUCGGUAGGGUGUCGCCUCGAGAUGAAGGACUCAAUCAGCACGACUGAACUACAAAAGCAAAAUGUCGGGGGUAGUGACGACCAGCCAGGGCUGAAUACGAUCUACUCUGAAAAUAUUUCAAUUAAAAGAUAUGCUUUAAACUCCUCGCGGAUGCGGAAUCAAAAUAUAUCGACGCAUGUGGCUGGCAAUAUUGCAUCGCAUGAUGGAACUGAUAGGGACAGUUAUGCGGUUGGAACUUGGGACGGAACGGUUAUGAUUUGCAAAGAUGACAUGAUUGAAUGGAAUCUUCAGCUUAACAAACCUGUCAUGACGGUCCAAUCUUUCAUGGGAAGUGCGAUAUUUGUCGAUAUGGAAGGACCAACCUAUCUCAUAAAUCGAAGGAUAGAUUCCAAAAUGCAGAAUUGUAUCUUGCGAUUCUAUUUUGAAGAACAAGUAGCUGCAUUUCGGGUCGGAUUAUACGGGAUGCGUCGCACGGGUGGGAGUUCGACGCCGACGAACAAUGACAUUGGGAGUGAGAAUGAAAUUCAAAAUCACAAGUGCUUCGUCUAUGUAACGUUUCAAGGAGACAUUUACAUUUACCCAAACGAAUUUUUGUAAAAUUUGGCAGAAAUAAAAUAGUCAUUAUGUCCUAAUCAUAAAAAUGAUUUGGAACUGAUUGAGAUACAUU
Molecule: messenger RNA, 1495 nt
Organism: Folsomia candida
Lineage: Eukaryota; Metazoa; Arthropoda; Collembola; Entomobryomorpha; Isotomidae
Product: KICSTOR complex protein ITFG2
Exons: 5
Coding region: 34-1425 (463 amino acids)
Biological process (GO): regulation of TOR signaling
Cellular component (GO): KICSTOR complex
Source: RefSeq, a predicted model, not a curated record